This is a messenger RNA of Spathaspora passalidarum NRRL Y-27907, 3659 nucleotides long. RefSeq names its product Spt20p (gene SPT20). Gene Ontology annotation, biological process: regulation of transcription by RNA polymerase II. The record is from RefSeq and is a predicted model, not a curated record. Gene Ontology annotation, molecular function: transcription coregulator activity. The coding region runs from base 1 to 2085 and encodes 694 amino acids. Gene Ontology annotation, cellular component: SAGA complex. Lineage: Eukaryota; Fungi; Ascomycota; Pichiomycetes; Serinales; Debaryomycetaceae. The transcript is spliced from 2 exons.
AUGUUAAAUUCUGGUGUCGGGAAUGGGGUAUCUGUAUCUCAACAACAGCUCCAACAACUUCAACAACACCUGCUGCAACAACAACAACAACAACAACUGCAACAUACACAACUCCAACAACUGCAACUGCAGCAAGUCAAACAAAAGAUUGAUCUUCAACAUUACCACUUUACUUCAACGUCUGAAGAAAUACUAAAGAAAUAUGCCAGGAACCCUGCUUCAUUGAUUCUACACAUAUUUGAAACUCAUUAUAGAUUUAAUAAUUCACAAGACUCCCAAAUCAUACCUAAAGAUUCACCUAUGAUUAAGGAUUUCAUGCAUCAUGUAUUAAAAGAGGAGAUUCCCGUUGAAAUGAGUGAGUUACUCAAAGACUUUUCAAUUAAAUCCUAUGAUGGUUGUCUUAUUUUGCAAGUGUAUGACCAUAGACAUAUGGUUAAAACAACAGUAACCCAGCCUAGACCAGCUAAUGCAAGUAAGGAUACGAAGCCAGUCACUACUAUAGUAUCUAAACCCAAAACAUAUAGGACCUUGCUUAAACCUACUCCACUUUCAAUUUAUUACGACUUGCUUUACCACACGGAUUCCGCUUUGACCAAAUUCACCGACACUUUAUCACUUCAAAUGGAAUCUGAAAUAUUGACCUUGACAAAUAGAAAAUUGGAUUUAUCUGUUCCUUUAAACCCAUAUGCUUGUGAUGAUUACCUCAAACCUGAAUCUGAAUCUACACAUAUCGAGUAUGACGAAGUUUUGGAUGAUAACAAGGUAGCAUUUAAUCACAGAUCUGCAAGUAGCUAUCCAGCUCGUAAAAUCCAUCAAGAUGAAUUGGUAUUACAUAAAUCCUCCGAAUAUGAAGAGAUUAUGUUGUUGUUGUCGAAUAGGCACAAACGUUCUGAUGAACCACAAGAUAAGAAAUUAGUAAUGGUUCAUUCAUCAACUUUACCUAUUGCCACAGCUGCUCCAGUAGUGACUAAUUCAGGUAAACAAGGAAGUAAAGAGGCAUCGGCUGGAGUUGAUGGCAAGGGAAAGAAAAGUGAUAAGUCUAAUAUUGCUUCUUCUGCUCCAAUUCCAUCAACAUUAUCUAGCACCCAGAACACCAGUAGAUCUACAGGACAGUUUAUGAGAUUAAGAUUGAUUGAAGAAAUCAGAAAGAAGAGGGAAGCAGAAAAGCUUCAACAGGAAGCCAAGAUCCAAGCUCAAGCUUCUGCUGUUCAACAAACUGACUCAAUUGCAGCAGCUGCUGCGGCGGCUGCUGCUGCACCGGUGCCCACCCCUAUGUCUGCUCCAAUGGGUGCACCUGAAUCUCAACAAGUCAAACAACCACAAGCUCCAGGACCUCAACCAGCUGCCAAAAGAGUUAAAAAGGAACCAACAAAGAAACAAUUGGCGGCACAAGCCCAGGCACAAGCAAAAUCACAACAAGCGCAGGCGCAAGCAAGUUUACAAUCGCCCCAAUUUAACGGUGGUAUGGCUUCUUCAACUUCCACUUCUCAAGUACAAUCAUCUUCAAGCACUCCAUCAAUGAGAAACAACCAACCACCACCAACUCCCGUUCCUCAACAACAACAACAACAACAGCAGCAACAUCAACAGCAAAUGGGCGCUCCAAGUCAAGGACAAGGACAAAUGUCAUUACUUCAACAGCAACAACAACAGCUUUUCCACAAUUCUUUAACACCUGAAGAGCAACAAAUGUUCAAACAAAUGCAGCAAAAGGCUCAAGCGUUUGCAAUCAUGGGUAAUACUGGAAUAACACCAAAUAGACAGCAAUUGACUCCACAACAGAAGCAGCAAGCUUUGCAACAAUCCAAGAACAUCCAACAGCAAUUAGUAGAGAAAUUCCCCGUUUAUUUCCAGAGAUUAAGAGAACUUCACGCCAUUCAACAACAGAGACAGCAGAAACAGAAAUUACAACAACAAAGACAGCAACAACAAGCCCAGGCGGUGGCAGCUGCAGCUGGCACAAAUCCUGUUGAUCAACAGCAUACUAAUAUUGCAGGUAAAACUGUUCCUGGGUCUGCAUCUGUCGUUCCUGAGCCCAAGAAGAAAAGGCAAUAUAGGAAAAAGAAUGCAAAUCCAACGACUUGAUUAGCAUUUUGUUGAAUAUAAAUUUGUAUUAUCAUAUAAAAAAUAUACGCUUGUAAUUAAUAAGAAACAUUAACAUAUAUAAAAGAAGAGAUAAGAAUCACUCAAAAACAAAAAUUUAUACACAUAUGGCUAAGUGUCGACAAAUAUAUAGAGAAAACAAACAAGACCUUACAAACCAAACUGAACCGUAACCGUAUCAAACCUUAAAUAACCUUUCCAAUGGUCGACUCCUAAUCUGAUUGAUCUUGGCGCUCAAGAGAAUGACCGUAAAUACCAAGCGCAGUAAUGGUUGCAAUAGCAUAAAACAACCCUUUUCCAAUCUCCUUGGCAAUAGUUUUGAUAACUGAGCUUCUCUUCUUCUUUGUAGGAGGUUCUUCUACAACUGGUUCUUUAUCCUUGUUCUCUUCCAUUUCCUGGUGAUUUCUUUUCCUUGUAUGACAGGAAGGAGUAUAUGAUACAGUUGGAAUGUUACAUGAUGUUACAUUAGAUUCUGAGUUUUCUGAGUCUUGAUCACAUUUUAUCAUGUCUUGUGUCAAACAGAUCUGAAUAUUUUGAAGUACUACUGAUUCAUCAUCAACACCAUUAUCUUCAGAUUCAGAAUCUUCUUCUUCUAAUAAAUCAUACUCAUCUUCAUCACCUUGAUCAUCUUGUUCUAACAAAUCAUAUUCAUAUACUUCUUCUUCCUCUUCAUCAUCAUCAUCAUCAUCAUCCUCGUCGUCGUCUUCUUCUUCCUCUUCUUCAGCAUCAUCAUCAAAAAUUUCUAGAAUUCCUACCUUUGGAAUCAGGGGAAGUUUUUCACCAUCCUCAUCCUCACCAUCAUCAUCAUCUUCUUCUUCUUCUUCUUCAGGCUCUUCUGUUUCAUAAUCGUCUUCUGAUAUUUCCAGAUUGGCACCCUCUUCCAAUUCAUCCAGUUCAUUAUCCUCUUCUACAUCUUCGUCAUCGUCUUCUUCCUCGGUAUCAUCAAUGCCCUGCUCAUUUUGUGUCUCAUCAUAAACAUCUUUGUAUUCAUCCUCUACAGUUUCUCCUUCUACAAUGACGUUGGCUAUUUUAGUUUCAACCUUUUCACAAUCUUCAUUUUCAGAUUGGUUGCCAUCAAAUACAACAUAGGACUCUUCCAUUUCUUCCAAUAAUACAUUCAUUUUAUCAGAUUUGUGUUGUACUUCAUUUUCUUCCUCGACAUCUUCUUCAACUUGAUCUUCUUCUUUAUCAGCCUCAGCAUCUUCUUCGAUCUGAUCAUCAUCUUGUUCGCUAUUGUUUUCUUCCUUUGUUGUAACAUCUUCUUUUACUACUUUAUUUGCAGUUACUCUUACAGGAUCUUUAUCACCUUCGGAUUCCAAAUCCUUUAAUCUUGGUUUAAUAGAAAGUGGUUCUGGUAAGAAAAUGCUCUCUUUUCCUUGUUCCUGAUUAGCAUCCGGUGCAUUAACAGUAUAUUCAGGUAAUUCAAUCACAUCUUCAUCACUAUCAAUUACCAUUGAAACAACAGAGACAUUAUCUGAACUCUCAUCGUAUGAAGCAUGAUCAGAAGCGUGGUCCUUGUUGUAAUCUUCCUUUUGUUCAUAACCGUCGCUGUCACU